AUGAACAUCUUUCGUCGAUCUAUGAGCUUCGGCUCCUCACACUCAUCACGUCCUUCCACCGUCGACUCGGCAUCCGAUACCGCAAGCUCUCGAACGAGCAUAGAUUCUACCUUUGAAGAGUACGAGAUUACAGACUCCCUGGCUACAAUCAAACCCUCACUACCGUCACCGAAAGCUCCAGUACUUACUCUCCCACUCGAGCUGAUCCAACAAGUCAACACCUAUCUCGACACUGCCUCCGCAGCAGCCUUCUGCCUAUCCGGGCGAUACAUCUACUACGCUCUCGGCACCGAAAUUCUGUCUCGCCAUGUCAAGGGAAGCAAAAACCGAUUUGAGAAGAGGAAGAUUAUCGAGGCUGUAGUAGAGCGCGCCUUUCCCGGUCAUUGGUUCUGCGGCUGGUGUGACAAAUUCCACGCCUGGACCGCAGAAGACGGGCCAAAGAACCAGCAAUAUUCGAGAAAGAGAAGAGAUUGUGCCGACUACAACAGCUACUUGGACGCUGGAGACGGUUAUAAACUACGCUUUCAUCACGUUCGACUUGCCAUCAACCGCGCGUCACGGGGAGACGAACACGGCAUUCCACUAUCUGCGUUUACCCAUGAGAAGAAAGACAUGGCGCGCAUCUCCAGAACGCCCGUUCCGACUAAACUCACCGUGUCCGCUAGGAUAGUCAACGGUCGAUUCUUGUUGCACAGUUCUUAUGCCAUUGUCCUGCCCGCCUUUACGACGCGUAAUCGCAACCUUUUAAAGUCGCUCUGGCCUCUCCUCCCACACAUUGUCACAGGCCACCGCGAUACACCAAACGGCCACACAGGUAUCAUGGCCGCCAUCGACAACGUCAUCCGCCGAGGUUGGAAGUACCAGUUCACGCAGAACUGCUCCACUUGUCAGGUUGGUGGUGCAGAGUUGGCGGGACCUGGGUACGGGAAGGACGCCGUUCGAGACGGGAUGGAGGGCACAUGGCGUAGGAAGCUGUGCUGA
Molecule: messenger RNA, 981 nt
Organism: Alternaria triticimaculans
Lineage: Eukaryota; Fungi; Ascomycota; Dothideomycetes; Pleosporales; Pleosporaceae
Exons: 2
Coding region: 1-981 (326 amino acids)
Source: RefSeq, a predicted model, not a curated record